This is a messenger RNA of Hippocampus zosterae (dwarf seahorse), 1907 nucleotides long. RefSeq names its product epithelial cell adhesion molecule (gene epcam). The coding region runs from base 280 to 1197 and encodes 305 amino acids. The record is from RefSeq and is a predicted model, not a curated record. Lineage: Eukaryota; Metazoa; Chordata; Actinopteri; Syngnathiformes; Syngnathidae. The transcript has 9 exons. Gene Ontology annotation, cellular component: membrane.
GACGUAUUGAUACUCUCAGCAUUAUAAAUUCUCUUCCUGCCUGCUCAUAAGUUUGUAGACGUCCAAAACUAAUUAAGUCAACUCGAUUCGGUUUUAACUUGAGAGACGCACCUUUUGUUUUGAGUGAACCUUUACUUUCCGCUCGCCUGUCUGUCCAAACAGGUUCGAACUUUGAGGAGCACACAUCUGUCGGAAGAACAGGAAACUUUACAACUCACCUUUGUGUACGAGGAACAGAUCGAAGGAGGACUUUCAACAAACACGUUUCAUACUAUUAAGAUGUGGAUUGCUCUUGUGCUUGCCGCCCUCGCGGUUGGAGCUUCUGCCCAAAGCUGUUCAUGUAACACAAUGAAGUGGGCCACCUGUGAUGGAAAUCCAUGUGAGUGUUAUGUCAUGAUUGGUGAGCAAAUGAAACAGACGCUUGACUGCUCUUCAUUGAUCCCCAAGUGCUUCUUGAUGAAAGCUGAGAUGUACAGAGCCAACAAAGGGUUGGACACUCGUACCAUUGGAGGAAAGCCUGUCGAGACCGCUUUUGUGGACAAUGACGGCAUCUAUGACCCAGAGUGUGAGAACGAUGGCAAAUUCAAGGCCAAGCAGUGCAACAACACAGAGGAGUGUUGGUGCGUCAACAGCGCCGGUGUUCGACGUACAGACAAGGGAGACAAGAACCUUAAGUGCGAGAAGCUGGUUGAGACCUACUGGGUCCGUCUUCAGCUGACGCACAAACCGGUGACGGGUUCUGUGGAUGCUAAUAAAUUGAAGGUGGCUAUUGCCGAUGCUAUCCACAAGCGUUAUGCCAACUUUAACAAGGACAUGGUCAAAGAGAUUCAGUAUGACCCUGAUGCCCGCAUGAUUGUGGUGGAUGUGAAGAAGCCCAAGGGAGAGCGCAAGAGCGAUCUGACCAAAAUGGCCUACUACAUGGAGAAAGAUGUGAAAGUGCUGCCGCUGUUCAAGAACCAGGAGAAAUUUGAGCCCCUUGUGGACACCCAGAGAAUGGAGAUGGAGAACAUUUUGGUGUAUUAUGUGGAUGAGGAGGCCCCGACUUUCACCAUGAAGCAUCUUACGGGUGGAAUCAUUGCUGUCAUCGUGGUGGUCGUGCUGGCUGUGGUGGCCGGCCUGCUGCUACUGUUCUUCUUGAGAAGGCGCCAGAGUCAGAGGUACAACAAAGCUCAGCAAAGAGAGAUGGGUCGCAUGUAAAUUCUUCAUCGCUGCACCAGGCCAAAGUCCUCAUUGGAUGCACAUACUUGCAGUGUGCCAUACCCUGUUCUCCGAGGAAGAUACAUUUUAAAACUUGUCUUGUAACUCAUUAUUAUUCUUUCACUUUUGACUCGGCAUGAGGCUAGAUUUUUUGUUUUACUGUUUUUGUGCUUUCUUACUGUCUUGAUUAUUAAUUUAUUUUUUUAUUGUGUGUUGUUGUAUGAAUUAUUUUUGCUCCAUGUACAGCGGUAUUAAAAUGCUUUAUAAAUACACUUGAGUCGAGUUGAGUUAUUGGCAGCAUUCAAACUGCCUUCUAUUUUCCCAGCGUUCCCACAAGAUCAUAAAAAGUCUCAAAAGCAUGGAAUGUACGAAUUUGGAAAUAAUACCUUAAAAAGUAUUGAAUUUUAAUAUCUGGGUCCCACAUUUUCCUUUCAAGUGUCAUUUUGAUUAAAAGGGAAACAUUGAGAAUGCAUUGUUGUCCCAGUUCAAAAAUACAACUUGAGUUCACUGAAGAUCAUGAGCUGGUCCACAAAUGUGCCUUUUUUUAAUGGGUUUAUUGUUUCCCACACAUAGCCACCAUUUCAUGAGUGAUGUUGGGAAAUGUAAAUUCAUCAAGUCCGGGUUGAGUAAAUAAUCCCACUCAACUUUGGCUCAAACUGGUGGAGCGCAGUGUGUCCAAGGCUUUCUGCAUCCUAUGCAAAAAAUAAAAA